Molecule: messenger RNA, 1574 nt
Organism: Melanotaenia boesemani (Boeseman's rainbowfish)
Lineage: Eukaryota; Metazoa; Chordata; Actinopteri; Atheriniformes; Melanotaeniidae
Exons: 5
Coding region: 99-749 (216 amino acids)
Source: RefSeq, a predicted model, not a curated record
GGUUGUGGUAGCUGCAGGAAAGUACAGAGGCGUUUUUGUUCCAACCUCUAUAGUACAGUACGGUGUACACAGCCAGAAGCAGCUACGUUAUCGCUUUGAUGGAUACAUGGAAACUUUACUUUGUUGUGCUUCUACCACUUUGUACCUCCAGAAAAGAAAUGAUGCAGAUGUCGCUUGUGAAAACGGUUGGUCAAGAACCAGAUGAUACUCCAAUAUGCAGCAAUGACACACUGAAUAUUAUCGUACUUACAGUAUGUAGAAUCAAAAUGAACAUGAGCCGAGGUGAAGAGUGUCGUCUGCUGUAUCGCCAUGUGGAAGGCUUUGAACAAGGAUGUGGUUCCAGGUUCACAUUUCUGACAAUAAAUCAGACUGUGUUUCUCCACCUGAGCAAUUUAAAACCAGAGGACAGUGGGAGCUACACCUGUGAGUGUGUGCGCCCUGAUGGAGUUAAUAACAUACUGCUCAACAUCACCGUGGAAGAGAGGGAAGAUUCUGCCGGUUCUUCAGAAACACCGUCAUCUGAUGGUGUAAUUGUAGAAAUUGUCAUUGGAGUGACUGUAGUCAUGAUUAUAACUGGAGUCCUGCUGGUAGUUAUCUGCAGAAAAAUGUGUCAUCGAAAACAAAAUGUACCCGUUUCUCAACCAACCACGGAAAUAGAAAACAUUGAACCAUAUAGCAUCUUCAUGCAGAAGGAGAACGGGCUUUAUUUAACAUGUGUAAUAACUACUAGCUCAACUACUAAUAAUUAAAAUGUGUCUGAAACAGUUUUUUUACUCAGUUGUAAAGCUUAUUGAUGUAUGUUUCUGUAUGAUUUCCGUGUCCCCAUCGAAUGAGUGAAAUAGUCAUUUAAAUAUUUUAUCCAUUAAAUAUAUUUCAAGUGCAUUUAAUCUAAAAUUGUAUAUCAAAAACAUCUUUUCUGUGUUUAAGGAUAUUAAAACAUGAUAGACUAGUUGACUCUUGUUUUUAUUUAGUGUCAGUAACAUCAUCUCCUGCUUCUGACACAGUGAUGAUUUCACUCCAAACCACAACAUAAAAAAUAUUUAUUUCCAUCCAUCAACAUCCACUCUAAUUAGGGCUACCAUAGAAGUUAGAGAGGUGUUGGGUUUACUGGAUGAUAAACACCUUCAUACUUCCUGUAAUGACUUUCUGUUCUCACCCACAUCUAUCACAUUGCUGUCACAGCUGCUGAUGCACCGUGGCCACAUUUUCACAAAAGGCUUCAAAGAAAGACAAACCAGCGUGUUUUACAUCAGCAGAUAAAUUACUUUCUGGUUUCUUCUCAGAUUGUGGUCAAAGUUUAUCCUCCUGGUUGUUUUUGUUGUGUUUAAAAAAUAUAAUGGCUGGAAAGAAGUAGAGAUGUAGGGGAGAUGCUGUACUUUUAAAAACAAUAUGUCUUUAGUAUUUGUAUGAAUUGCAUAUAUGGCUGAAUAUUCUGCAUUUAUUAAAAAAUUUAACAUUUCCCUGAAAUAUUUGUGUAUUGUCAGCUAGUUUCUGGAGGUGCUGCAGUUGCCUUCUUUAAAAUGUAUUUUCUUUAGAGAUAUGAUCAUUUAUUACAUGAUUAAGAUGUUUUUUUA